Molecule: messenger RNA, 1790 nt
Organism: Mya arenaria
Lineage: Eukaryota; Metazoa; Mollusca; Bivalvia; Myida; Myidae
Exons: 5
Coding region: 187-1452 (421 amino acids)
Source: RefSeq, a predicted model, not a curated record
AACAAGCCUUUCAUUACAUGUAUCACUAUCAAUGGAUAUAUUGGAUAUAUAUCAACAGGAACUGUUUUCUAACAAUCAACAAGCAAGAGAUAAGAAGGUCCAAAGGCAUUGUUUAAAGUCUCACAAAAACUAAUCAGAGAAACAAAGGCAAUAUAUUGACAAAAGAUCGGGAUAAAAAUAAGAUUUAUGACGUCCGUAAAUCUAACAGCAAGAAGUCGAAGUAUACAAGCAAAUGAGACGCCACUGUCUGUAUCUCUGGCAGAAGAUGCUGAAGAGAGAGCAGUGGCUGAAGUCUAUAGAAAAUAUGCAGAUUACAUAAGGCAAAAUGUCGAACUGGAUGAAAGACACCUCAACAAACUUCUUGAUAGUGUGAUAACUCAGGGAGAGUUUGAAAGUCUUUUGAGCCAAUCAGACACUGAAGCACUUAAUGAGCUCCUCCAAGUGCUGCCAAGGAAGGGACCACAUGGUUUUGAGGUGUUUGUCUAUGAUAUUCUGUUUAAAGACUUCCGCUCUGUUGGUGAAUUCUUGGACAGAAAGCUUCAUGAAGAAACACAAACUAGCAAAAGAGGUGACCUGUCUCCAAUGUCCCCCAACAAUGCAACAGCAUCCACUACCGACUUUACCAUGCAGUCAACAGUGCUACAUAGACAGAGCAGCACACCAUGCAUGCGCCAAACUAUAUAUACAAGGUCAAAUGAAGGUCAAAUGAAGGCAAGGUCAAAUGAAGACAUUAAUAGCCACACAGAUAAUCAUCAACAUCAGAUCAACAGAAUAUUCAGCAAACUUAGCACCCACAUGAAGAACAGGCACUCUGGAACGGGUCUGAACCAACUCUACUGUCAGACACCGCAGCCAGCCACCCUAGACGAGAUUGAAGCCCAUCUUAUUACACUGCUAAAAAGUAUUGAGGAUUGUUACAAACAAUUCAAUGCCAAGACCUGGAACACCUCGCUAAAAUCAUCAAUAAUUGAACUGAAAAUUGAGAGAGACAAACUGUACCGCAGAGCUAACGACCACACAAGUACACUGGAAACAAAACUAAGAAACGAGAAGGGCAAGAUUGAGAAACUGGAAGAAAAGGUUAAAAAGCUUGAAGAGUUUAAAGCCAUCUUUGAUGAGUACACAACAGCAAGAGAAAUCGCUGAAGAACUUGGGAAAGCAAGAAAAGAAAUGGAAGGAGUUACAGAUGAACUUAAAAACAUAAAAGAGGAAAACAAACAGUUGUCAAGAACAGUGGAAAGAUCCCAAACAGAACUGGAUAGAUACAAGAAAGCUGUUACAAAGCUGGAAAAAGAAAAUGAGAAAUUAUCUCUAAAACUUAACAUUGACAUAACUUCAAGUGAAAGUCAGCCCACUUGUUUGGCAGUUACUAAUGAAUCCAGGCCAUGUACUUCAAAAUCAUAUAAGCCCCCAAAAGUAAAGAAGAAUCGCAAGCGUAAAAAGCACUUAUAACUGUGUGAUUACUUUGAAUUCACACCCAAGAAAAACACUGAUCAAUUAUGCAAUUAUUUUGAAUUGUUGUUUUUUAAACAUUCAGUUAUAACUAUUUUUUAUUUUUCAAGAAGAGUGCCAUGUUGUUAUAACCUGAAGGAACCAGAAAGUAAAUUAAAAUGUUUUCACAACACUUGUGGACAAAUCAUUACAAUAAAAAAGCACCUGUGGUCAAAUCAAAACCCUAAUAAUCAACACAUGCAGACAAAUCAUUACAAUAGUUGUCAACAUAAAAAUCAUUUUCAAAUGAAAACUUCAGAAUUGACAGAAAUAGCAUAUGAUUAGUAAUAGCAAAUAUA